Sesamum indicum (sesame) is the source of this 952-nucleotide messenger RNA. RefSeq names its product auxin-induced protein 6B-like. NCBI's taxonomy places the organism in Eukaryota, Viridiplantae, Streptophyta, Magnoliopsida, Lamiales, Pedaliaceae. Gene Ontology annotation, biological process: response to auxin. The record is from RefSeq and is a predicted model, not a curated record.
CCUCACAUUUCAACCCUUACAAAUCAAGAUUCAACGCAGGAGGAAGAACAUUCCAUUCCGCUCGCACAUUGCCCUUAAACACAUCCUUGAUCAUACAAAACAUGUCGGCUUGCAGCAAAAUCCGUCACAUUGUUAGGCUGCGCCAGCUGCUCCGGAGGUGGCGGAAGAAGGCAUCAAUGGCUGCGCGUCUCACACCCUCCGACGUGCCCGCCGGACACGUGGCGGUGACCGUCGGCUCCAGCUGCAAGAGGUUCGUCGUCAGAGCGACGUACCUGAACCAUCCGGUUUUCAAGAAGUUACUGGUCCAGGCAGAGGAAGAGUACGGGUUCGCCAACAACGGUGGCCCAUUGGCCAUUCCUUGCGACGAGACUCUAUUUGAGGAAAUUCUCCGGUACUUGGCCCGGAAGGAGUCCAAUGUCAGCAACUCGAACCGGUUCAUGAGCUUCGAGGAUUUCCAGAGGUACUGCCACGUGGGCUUCCGGAGCAACCUUGAAUUCUGGGCUGAAUCCCGGGCCCUUUUGCAUGGGGUUUCGGAUAAGUCCGUUUGGUGAGUAAACUACAUGCAAAACAAGGUUCAGAUUUUGACCCGGGUAAAACGGAGCCGGGUUUUCAGUAGGAAUUAUCAUCUUUUUUCUUGUUUAUUUUGUGAUUCUUUUACGUAAAUCGAUCAUGUGAAACGGGGUGGUGAAUUACUUAAACUUGCUCCGGGAGAAUAUCAUGAUGGAGAUGGCAAGUAGGUGGGGCGGGUCGCCACCGAGUCGUCCCGGGUUCGGAUCGGAGCGGAGUCAACAAACAGUGCUUAUGCAAAUUAUUACAGCUGACAAAUUAAAGAAAGAAGUGAUCAUCAAGGGUUGUAAAUUAAAAACAAAUAUAUAUAUAUAUAUAUGGGCAUUCUUAUUUCAUUCAUUUCAUGGAAAUUAAUUGUAAAGGAUUUCAAUUCAAUGAAAGCAUA